GACUCCUACACCGCAGCUCUCUGGUUCCUCUCUGCAGCCCCUAGCCUGAGGUGGGGCCAUAGAGGGUAUGGCCCCAGCAGAAAAGGUGGACAGUGCCCAAGCCACACCAGCACCCGGAAUCCCCUCUGGCUCCGUCGCCCGUGCCCCGUCCCCUGCUCCGUCCCCUGCCCCAUCCGCGCAGUUUACAGCCCCACUUUCCUGGGGCUCAGCGUAAGCAAAUGAGUGCAGCGAAAUCACCCGCAGACUUGGGGGCCGAGGAAAGUGGAAGAACCGGGAGCAGGGCUCUGGCAGCUACUCCGUCUGCAUUUGCCUAGAGGCAAAGGCAGCUACAGUGACUAGGAGAGCAAGUGAAAGCGAAAGAGAAGUCCAAAGAGGACCCUGAAGAAACCCACGGGCCAAGAGAGGGGUGUUCCGGAGCUCUCCUCCAGGCCGGCGGCACCAGCGGGGUGGCCGCGGGCACGGGCAGCUUGUCGAGGACUGCGGCCCCAUGGGCGCCGGGCAGGGUUGGUGGCUGCUGCUGUACGCGGCUCUGUCCCGAGCAGCGGGAGCCGGAACCGGUGCAAAGCAGGUGUGGAGUAACCUUCUGUGAGAGGAUGCUCACCCCAGAAUGUCGCCGGCAGAGCCUCAGGUGGCAGAAAGGCAGCUGCGGGCAGUGGACGUGAUCUUGGACUGCUUCCUGGUAACAGAAGCUGAGCACCCCAGGGCUUUUGCCAGAGACAUGAACAGGGAGAAGGCCUUGCUGGUGCUGAAGCAGGUGCCAGUGCUGGAUGAUGGUUCCCUGGAAGGCUUCACUGACUUCCAAGGGGACACAGUGGCCAAGGAUGACCCACUUGUUAUCUUUGAGGCCUCAGUGGACGGGGUACAGAUUCCGCAGGCCACAGCCCUGCUCCACGCUGACUGCAGUGGGAAGGUGGUGAACUGUGAGAUCUCCCACUACUUGCUCCAGGGCAGACCCGAGGCCACUUGGUUCAUGGCCAACGUGCAGGUACCUAGACCCGGACCCAGUGUCUCCAUGGUAAUGAAGACUCUCGGGGAUGCGGAUGAAGGCGCUGUCCGGCAGCCCACGCUGAACCUGCCCCUGGGCCCCCAGGGGACAGUGCGGACCACAGUGGAGUUUCAGGUGACAACACUGACCCAGUCCCUGAAUUUCCUGCUGGGCUCCUCAGCUUCCCUGGAUUGUGGCUUCUCAAUGGCACCAGGCCUGGACCUCACCAGUGUGGAGUGGCGGCUGCAGCACAGGGGCAGUGGCCAACUGAUACACAGAUGGAAGACCGGGCAAGGGCAGGGGCAGGCCAAGCGGGAGGGUGCCACCCUACCGCCCGAGCAGCUUCUCAGGGCCGGGGAUGCCUCCCUUACCCUGCCCAGCCUCAGUUUGAAGGACGAGGGAACCUACAUUUGUCAGAUCACUACCUCUCUGUACCAAGCUCAGCAAAUCCUCCAGCUCAACAUCCAAGCUUCCCCAAAAGUACAGCUGAGCUCAACGAAUGAUGCCCCGCUGCCCACCCUCACCUGCAAAGUCACUGGCUAUUACCCUCUGGAUAUGGUGGUGACGUGGAUCCGACAGGAGGGGAGCAGAGACCCAGUCCAAGUCUCUGGUGCCUCCUUCUCCAGCCUCAGGAAAAGCAUGGCAGGCACCUAUAGCAUUUCGUCCUACUUGAUAGCGGACCCCGGCCCAACAGGUGCCAUUUAUACCUGCCAGGUCACCCACGUCUCUCUGGAGCAGCCCCUCAUGGUCAGCACCAGGAUUGACCCAAUCACAGAGUGGGAAAUGGCCAAUGGAGUCAUCUUUGCCAGCUGCCUCUUCCUUCUUGCACUGUUGUUCCUGGGGCUUCAGAGACGGCAAGCUUCCUCAACAAGGUUUGUCAAGACCCUGCGGCACUCGGAGUAGCCACGCUCCAGGCUCAGCACAGUCUCAUUCUCCAGCAGCACCGCAGCAGGGCUGGGCAAGACCUUCAGGAAGUGCCAGACCUGAGGGAGGGCCUACCCCUGCACCUGAGCACGCCCCACCUUCCUUCACUGUGUGCCUUGGGCAGAGAAGGGGCCACAGGAAGCCCGAACAUCUGGGGGAGUUGACAUCAGAGGGUCACAUCUGAGGUGAGGUGGGAGGAAAAAAGAACAAAAAGAAAUGGAGGAAGGAGUGACCAACAAUGGGUACAGGAUGGGGACAGGGUCAGCCCUCACAAACAGAACUCUGUCAAAAUAAAAGCCCUUGUGUCCACUUUCCCA
Molecule: messenger RNA, 2226 nt
Organism: Chinchilla lanigera (long-tailed chinchilla)
Lineage: Eukaryota; Metazoa; Chordata; Mammalia; Rodentia; Chinchillidae
Gene: Tapbpl
Product: TAP binding protein-like
Exons: 7
Coding region: 608-1888 (426 amino acids)
Source: RefSeq, a predicted model, not a curated record